Messenger RNA from Suillus clintonianus, 2001 nucleotides. RefSeq lists its product as uncharacterized. The record is from RefSeq and is a predicted model, not a curated record. The transcript has 9 exons. The coding region runs from base 1 to 2001 and encodes 666 amino acids. NCBI's taxonomy places the organism in Eukaryota, Fungi, Basidiomycota, Agaricomycetes, Boletales, Suillaceae.
AUGCCUCCAUCACCUUCGGAUCAUGAUGGUCAACGUGUUUCGCUGAGCGAAAUUGAGCUCAUCGACAUCUUUGCUUUGAUCUACCAUGGCUAUCUUGGGUGCACACCGUUGUAUCCCACUGUCGCUAUUUCUCUGCGCACUCUAGCUGCAUACCGCCAGACACACCGAGUAUGUCCUACAUUCAGUUUUCAAGCGCAGUGCAAAGCACUGUGCUUUCUUCAUGAUAUCCCUUACCGACCUUACCUCACUACCCAAUUAUCGGCUGCUUUCGACAUCUAUCUACAAAUUCUUCAGCGCAUCGAUCAACGUCUUCGCACAGCUCUGAAACGCGACACGCCUAAUUGGCGUCUUCUAAAUGCAUGUCCAGCAUGCUUUUACAAGCUGGAGGACGAGCCCGACCUUCCUUUUGACUGGCUUGUAACAAUGGACGGCAACAACAGUUUGAAGAGGUGGGACUCCACGAUAUACGGGACAAAUGCGCGACUCGACUCUCGUAAGGUCCAGUCAGAUAUUUGGAUUGAUCCGGACACUGUCGACAAAUUCAACGGCGAAGUCAGAGGGCAUGCGGCUAUGUCUAAUCGAGGCGAUGAUGCCUUAAUCGAUGAUACGACAGCGGAAACUAACCCUGCUCCAUUCAGCUGUGCAGAUCGAUGGAAAAAUGCGGGCCCAGAAAUGCGGAAGAAAAUGUUUUCUGUCUUUGACGAAUCGGGCAUCUUCAUUGCGGCAUGCCGCCAUCGUUUGGUGCUUUUAGGCUGCGACAUGAUCCGAAGUGGUGAAUUGGCGAAAUAUCCGCUUGCUAUGAUUGACAAGCUUCUUGCUGUCUAUGGCAAGGGCGGCGCUUGUGCUUAUGAUAUCGGGUGCGCAUUUACGAAGACACUAAGUAAUAGUUCUUUAGGGUCGCGUGCACACCAGCUUGGAUUUCGUCUUAUGGUCGGGGCCUUUCAUGGGCACGCUCACAAUCGGAAAUGCCAACUCGACUGGCAUCCACUCUACAUUUCUGGAACCGGACACAGCGAAGGAGAGGGGUGCGAGCACAUAUUUUCAGCAUCGAACGCACUCGCUCGUGGCACCCGGCAUGCAAGCACGUUUCAUCGGCAUCAGACAAUCAAUCAACAUUUUACGUUUUGGAAUGACGAUAAAUACGCCGCUCUCAGCAAUUUUCUCUGGAACCACUAUCGCGAGGCUUUGAAAUCAGUUCAGACACUCACCGUCGAACUGUCUGCCAUCAAAGCUGAGCUGGAUAUUACUGAUGACGAUUUCCCUCGGUACAUACUUCAAGAACGCGCUUAUCUGGAUGGUUUGAAACAGCCGCCUACGAGAGACCAAAAUUGCAUCCGAUACGUUGAGGCACUCGAUGAAUUAGCCGAACGAAAGACUGAUUGGGAUUCCGCGCGUGAAUUAGCCAACAAUGCUCUUACGGAAAUUGCAACCGGCAGCUUGGAGCGGAUCAAUGAAGCCCUAGCCCAAGCUCGGAUUCGCGUUGAUUCGUCUUACGCCAAGUUACAGCAUGCUGAAAUGCUAGUGGUGCACAUUGAACUCCAACUCGCUGUAGAGGGACGGUGGGAGAUAGGCGGUGAUGAAUACAACCGAUUCAAGAUGGAAGCUUGUCUUGGCAAGUACCGCACCGCACUCGAUGAUUUGGAGCGGCUCCUUUCUAAAUUGUCAUUGUCGGGGACAGGGUACAAGUUACGUCAACAGAUCGGCAAGGCUUUGCAACGGCGUUCGGAAGCCAUUCGAAAUGCGAUCAAUCGUUAUAAUAUUCAAGCUAUAGCCCUAAAUCCCCCGCGUCCGAAGAUUUCAUGGAAAGAUAUCGCUGACUAUAGCUUUCUGGGCGAGUUCGAUCUUUUACGACACUCACGCACCGAUAUUCGCAGCGAGGAUUGGGCCAAACCAGCCCAUCGAGAAGCAACUACAAAAUACUUCAAGCUUUGUCGAGCACAUGAAGAGAUCACGCGACUUAAUGUCGAAAUUCAGUCGCUUACGCACCGCUAUUCAUGCUGA